Molecule: messenger RNA, 4844 nt
Organism: Callorhinus ursinus (northern fur seal)
Lineage: Eukaryota; Metazoa; Chordata; Mammalia; Carnivora; Otariidae
Source: RefSeq, a predicted model, not a curated record
GGUCGCGGGGAUCCCGGACGCCGAGGCGGGAGCUCAAGUCUCCCGGGUCCGGAGCUUAAAUUUCCCGGGCGGGGAGCGCGGGGCCUGCCGGGAAGGCGCCGGGUCGGUUGUGCACCCGGCGGCGGCGGCGGCGGCGGCGGCGGCGGCCGACCGUGGGCUUCGCCAUGCAGAGCACAGACCUGGGCAACAAGGAGAGCGGCAAGCUGUGGCACCGCAAGCCUUCCCCGGCCGCUCGGGACGGGAUUAUAGUGAACAUCAUUCACAGCACUUCUGACUACCUUCCCAAAGUCUUGCGAUUUUUGAAUGUGGCUUUUGAUAGCUCAGGUGAUUGCUUAAUUGCUGGGGACCAUCAAGGAAAUAUCUAUGUUUUUGACUUGUACGGAAACAGGUUUAAUCUUGUUCAGCGAACAGCACAAGCUUGCACGGCUCUGGCCUUUAAUCUCCGUAGGAAGUCUGAAUUCCUUGUGGCAUUAGCUGAUUAUUCUAUUAAAUGUUUCGAUAGAGUUACCAAGGAGCUCGUUAGCUGGAUGAGAGGCCAUGAGUCAUCAGUGUUUUCGAUCUCUGUGCAUGCCUCAGGGAGAUACGCCAUCACUACUUCUUCUGACACGGCCCAGCUAUGGGACUUGGAUACCUUUCAGAGGAAAAGAAAGCUGAAUAUUCUACAGUCUGUGGGUAUCCAGAAGGUUUUCUUUUUACCAUUAAGCAAUACCAUCCUCAGCUGUUUUAAAGAUAAUUCCAUCUUCGCCUGGGAAUGUGAUACUCUUUCUUGCAGAUAUCAAUUACCAGCUCCACCUGAAAGUUCUAGUAUAUUAUACAAAGUAUUUGCCGUGACCAGAGAUGGUCGAAUCCUGGCCGCUGGAGGGAAAUCAAAUCAUCUUCACUUGUGGUGCUUGGAAGCUAAACAGCUCUUCAGAAUUAUUCAGAUGCCUACUAAAGUUCGCGCCAUCCGCCACCUAGAAUUUCUCCCUGAUAGUUUUGAUGCUGGUUCCAAUCAGGUUCUUGGAGUGCUAAGUCAAGAUGGUGUAAUGAGAUUUGUUAAUAUACAGACUUGUAAACUUCUCUUUGAAAUUGGGAGCCUUGAUGAAGGAAUUAGCUCAUCAGUAAUUAGCCCACAUGGACGGUACAUUGCAUCUAUUAUGGAAAAUGGAAGUCUGAACAUAUAUUCAGUUCAAGCUCUAACACAAGAAAUAAAUAAGCCACCUCCUCCCUUAGUGAAAGUGAUUGAAGAUUUGCCCAAGAGUAAACUGAAUUCUGGUGACCUUAAGAUAAAAGUAACAACAGGAAGAGUACUGCGGCCAGCAAAAUCAAGGGAAAACAAAAUACAAACCAGAAUACUAAAGCAAGACCUGGCUGGUAGUUUUGAAAAUAAAGAGAAUGAGUUGUCCGAUGGCUUAAACAAAAAGCGUUUACAAGUCUUAUUAAAAGGCUAUGGUGAAUAUCCAAUGAAAUACAGAAUGUUCAUUUGGCGUUCUCUUCUACAACUGCCUGAAAACCAUACGGCAUUUAGCAGCCUGGAAGAUAAGGGUGUUCAUGUGGCAUUUCUCAACCUUCAGAAGAAAUACCCCAUCAAAAGCAGGAAACUACUCAGAGUAUUACAGAGAACCCUAUCUGCAUUAGCUCACUGGUCUGCCAUCUUUAGCGACACACCAUAUCUUCCGCUCUUGGCAUUUCCAUUUGUAAAAUUAUUCCAGAACAACCAACUCAUUUGUUUUGAAGUUGUUGCUACUCUCAUAAUCAAUUGGUGUCAACACUGGUUUGAAUAUUUCCCUAACCCUCCCAUCAAUAUUCUCAGUAUGAUAGAAAAUGUUUUGGCAUUCCACGACAAAGACCUGCUGCAGCACUUCAUAGAUCAUGACAUAACUUCCCAGCUGUAUGCAUGGCCUCUUCUUGAAACUGUUUUUUCAGAAGUACUAACAAGAGAGGAGUGGCUAAAAUUGUUUGAUAACGUCUUUUCCAACCACCCCUCGUUCCUCCUGAUGACUGUGGUAGCCUACAACAUACACUGUAGAGCUCCUUUGCUCAACUGCAGUCUUAAAGAUGAUUUUGAGUAUUUUUUUCAUCAUCGGAAUAACCUGGAUAUAAGCGUUGUCAUUAGAGAAGUCUAUCAUCUCAUGGAUACCACUCCUACUGAUAUUCAUCCCAACAGCAUGCUUCAUGUCUUUGUGGCAUUGACGAAAGGGCAAUAUCCAGUAUUUAACCAAUAUCCAAAGUUUAUUGUGGACUAUCAGACACAGGAGCGAGAAAGAAUAAGGAUUGAUGAAUUGGACUACCUGAGAGAGAGGCAGAUGGUUGAAGAUAUGCAAGCUGAGGUAGACCAGCAGAGAGUUGAAGACGAAGCUUGGUACCAAAAACAAGAACUACUUCGUAAAGCCGAAGAAACGAGGAGAGAAUUGCUCUUACAGGAGGAAGAAAAGAUGAUACAGCAAAGACAGAGACUAGCUUCUGUGAAAAGAGAGCUGAAAGUCAAGGAAAUGCACUUACAAGAUGCUACACGAAGGCGGUUUCUGAAGCUGCAGCAAGAUCAGCGUGAAAUGGAACUAAGAAGACUGGAUGAUGAAAUCGAGAGAAAGGUACACAUGAGAGAUCGAGAAAUUGCUACUACAGCGAAAGACCUAGAAAUGAGACAUCUGGAACUCGAAUCACAAAAAAGACAUUAUGAGAAGAAUCUUAUUAGAAAUCAGGAAGCUGUUGCAAAAGAAAUGAGAGAAGAUGCAAAUGCCUUUAGACAAAAAGUGGAUCUUGAAGAACACAUGUUUCAUAAACUGAUAGAAACAGAUCAAACUCAGAACCAAAAAACUCAGAAGUUAAUUGAAGAAAAUUUGGCAAAAGCUGGACAAGCAUGUCUAAAUGCCGACUGGCGAAUUCAAGCUUUAUAUAAACAAAGAUGUGACGAUCUGCGGCGAAACGAGUGUUACCAGGAAGUGGCCAGACUUCUUCGGGAAAACAGAAGGAAAGAAACAGAAGUAUUAGACGCAAUGAUGGGGGAGGAAGCUAAAAAGUGGGAGGAAGCUAAAGAAAAAGACUUUCAUUUGAAAUCAGAAAAGAAAGCUUCAGCUCUCGCAGAUGCAUCUAGAAAGUGGUUUCUAGAGAAAGAGAUAAAUGGUGCUUUAGAACAUGCUGAACGUCCAUAUAGUAAAGCAGUGCCCAGGUACCAAAUUGGACAGGUCGCCUCAAGCUGCUUGCCUCAAACCUCACAAUUAAAUGACAUUUCAGAAAUGGAUUCCUCAACAUGCACAUGCUGAUGCCAUUUUCCCAGGGAUUGAUAAUGGAAAUUCCUGAAAUGGAGAGAGCAGGGUUCUCAGCUAUUCUAGCUGGAGAGCAAACUGAAUCAGACCGAAACCAGGUAGAGAACGUUUGCCAGAUGAAUGUCACUGACGUGAUUUCCUUUCUCUGAUACUAGUCAUAGGCGCCUACAGAAGUCUGUCACUAACUAAAGUAGUGAUAUUCACAACCAGUUUUUACACCCUCGUGGAGAGAAAAUCUGAGCAUUAGUUUUCAAAGCUAUUACGUAUUUGAAUUUUCUGACUCUGUUCUUCUGGACUGGGCCCUGUCCAAUAGCCACUAAAGACAGGAGUUUUUGCUCGGGGCCCUGUGGUGGCCCACCGGGGCCCCUAGCGGCCCACCUGCCCAAGACAAACGGCUUCAUGCUGAAUGGCUGACGUUUGAUCCCUCCGCUUGAUUCCCUGCAAGUUUUUGUUUAUGUUUGCAAGGGACAGGGUGGAAACGUGAUACAGAAAUAGAAUCACAGCAUUAGCCCAUAAAGGAGCUGACGGUUUUCCCAAUAAAGUAUUUGAUUUCUUUUUUAAAACGGGGGAGGGAACAAGAAACUCUGUUAGACUUCGAUUUCAACUGACAUUUUCAACAAAACCAUCAUAUAGAAGAAGCAAAAUUUAACAAGAUCUUUUGAGUUCUUUUAGAAGAACAGAUUCUUACACAGUGUCCCCUGAAGACAAGCUUUAUAAAAAAUAUCCCUAGUAACAGGGCGUGUGAUUCCAGUGUUGUAAAUUUUUGCUAACUCAUGCUUCAUGUGCAUCCACAGAUUCUGUGUCAGAAUAGGAAUUAAACCAAAAGUCACGUGUAAGUUGAACGAAAGUACACAGGAUUUCCAUCUGUUCUUUAGUCCGACAUGUCAGGACUUAAAUUUUUAGUUAGAUAAUUCUAAGUUAGAAAAUCAAAUCAAGACGUUUGGUAAGCUCAGAUUAUUUAGCAGAAAACAAAACAUAAAAGUUGUAUUCCUGUGGAGGAAAAUAUCAUGUUCAGAAAUUGGAGCUGUUUGACUAUGUAACUAAGUUUGAGAGAAGUGUACUUUUAAGGUGCUUUUUUUUUUCAGAUUGCAGUGUUUACUAGCCCCUCAAACGCAGUAUGAAAUGGCUGUUGCAUGUGGAUACAUUGUAAUAUUUUAAUUGGACGCUCCCUGUGUUGGCCACUAUGAAAACCAUUUGAUUUAUUUAUUUUUAUUUAGUCAUUGGGAAAGUAGUCUUGGUGUACUUUUCUAAAUAUUUUGGCAACUUGGAAUGCUUUUUCUCAUUAUCAUUAAGCCACUCACCCUCUCUUGGACAAGAUUUGUUCCUGAUCUAAAAGAUUGUCUAUAGUUUAUAGCCCCCAAAUUUAAAAACAAGUGCUACAUAAACAAAAGCAAGUAGGUUCUCUCAUAGCCUUCAUUGAAUUCAACAAAUAAAUAUUUGGCUUGUAAAUGGAACAAUAUAGGAACCAAUAGGUGAGGCUUUUUUGUUCGAGAAAUUUGGUUUCUCGAAUAUUCAUUUCAUUAUUGGUUUUUGACAACGUAUUUACCUUUAAAAUAAAUGCUAUAUCGCUGCUAACAUCGGAAAAUUAAACUGUUGUUA